Sorex fumeus (smoky shrew) is the source of this 7408-nucleotide messenger RNA. RefSeq names its product NBAS subunit of NRZ tethering complex (gene NBAS). Bases 22 to 7137 code for a protein of 2371 amino acids. The record is from RefSeq and is a predicted model, not a curated record. Gene Ontology annotation, cellular component: endoplasmic reticulum membrane; Dsl1/NZR complex. Lineage: Eukaryota; Metazoa; Chordata; Mammalia; Eulipotyphla; Soricidae. Gene Ontology annotation, molecular function: SNARE binding. Gene Ontology annotation, biological process: retrograde vesicle-mediated transport, Golgi to endoplasmic reticulum. The transcript has 52 exons.
CUCCGCGGCUCCGCGGCCAACAUGGCGGCCUCCGGGUCGGCGUCGCCUGUGGUUUCCAACCCGGCGGAGGGCGAGGAGGAGACGAUUCUUUACGACUUGUUGGUCAACACCGAGUGGCCCCCGGAGACUGAAGUGCAGCCUCGAGGCAACCGAAAACAUGGUGCGUCCUCUAUCAUCACAAGAGCAAUUAGAGAUCGUUUGUUAUUUUUACCCCAGUACAUUUGGUAUAGCCCUGCCCCUUUUUUGCUUCCUGAUGAACUGGUUCGCUUGAUUAAUAAGCAGAUAAACUGGCAUUUGGUGCUAGCAAGCAAUGGAAAACUUUUGGCUGCUGUUCAAGAUCAGUGUGUGGAGAUUAGGUCUGCAAAAGAUGAUUUUACAUCUAUUAUUGGGAAAUGCCAAGUUCCCAAAGACCCCAAGCCCCAGUGGAGACGAGUAGCCUGGAGUCAUGAUUGUACCCUGCUGGCCUAUGCUGAAAGCACAGGAACUGUGAGGGUGUUUGACCUCAUGGGAAGUGAACUCUUCAUUAUCACCCCGGCAUCUAGUUUACUAGGCGAUCUGAGCUAUGCCAUUGCUGGGUUGAUAUUUUUAGAGUACAAAGCAAGUGCACAAUGGUCUGCUGAACUCUUGGUCAUCAAUUACCGAGGAGAACUUAGAAGUUACCUUGUAAGUGUUGGAACAAACCAGAGCUAUCAAGAGAGUCACUUUUUCAACUUCAGCAGUCAUUAUCCUCAUGGAAUCAACACAGCUAUCUACCAUCCUGCACAUAGACUUUUGUUGGUUGGUGGAUGUGAAACUUCUGAAAUGGGCAUUUCAAAAGCGUCUAGCUGUGGCCUUUCUGCCUGGAGGGUUCUUUCAGGAUCGCCAUAUUAUAAGCACGUUACUAAUGGCGGAGACAGGGUGACUGCAGUACCAAAGACUCUUGGAUUAUUACGCAUGUUAAGUGUUAAAUUUUACACUCGUCAGGGACAAGAUCAGGAUGGGAUCUUCAAGAUGAGCAUUUCUCCAGAUGGGACCCUUCUCGCUGCCAUUCACUUCUCAGGGAAACUGAGCAUCUGGGCUAUCCCGUCUUUGAAGCAGCAAGGAGAAUGGAAUCAAAAUGAGCAGCCAGGCUAUGAUGACCUUAAUCCUGGAUGGAGACUUUCUACUGAGAAGAGAAAAAAAAUUAAAAAUAAAGAGACCUUCUACCCUCUGAUUGAUGUAAAUUGGUGGGCAGACAACGCAGUGACCUUGGCUCGCUGCUCUGGUGCUUUGACUGUGUCAUCAGUGAAAACUUUGAAGAAUUUGCUGGGAAAAUCCUGUGAAUGGUUUGAGCCAUCGCCUCAAGUCACUGCUGCACAUGAUGGGGGGUUUCUAAGCUUGGAGUGUGAGAUUAGACUUGCACCCAAACGGUCUCGUUUGGAGGCUAGAGGCGGAGAAGAAGAUGAAGGUGAAGAGGAUUCUGAUUCGGACCAGGAAACUUCUGCCAAGGCCCGCUACUUUGGUUAUGUCAAGCAGGGCCUGUACUUGGUGACGGAGAUGGAGCGGUUUGCCCCGCCCCGGAAGCGCCCGCGGACCAUCACUAAGAACUAUCGCCUUGUGAGUUUGCGCUCGACAACUCCAGAGGAACUUUACCAGAGAAAGAUCGAAAGUGAAGAAUAUGAGGAAGCCUUGUCUCUCGCUCAGACCUAUGGCCUGGAUACCGAUCUCGUAUAUCAGAGGCAGUGGAGGAAGUCCGCUGUCAACAUUGCUUCCAUUCAGAAUUACCUGAGUAAAAUAAAGAAACGAUCUUGGGUUCUUCAUGAGUGUUUGGAAAGAGUUCCCGAAAAUGUGGAUUCUGCCAAAGAACUCCUUCAGUAUGGACUAAAAGGCACAGACCUGGAAGCUUUAAUAGCAAUAGGAAGAGGAGCAGAUGAUGGCAGGUUUACAUUACCUGGUGAAGUAGAUAUUGAAGGAAUUUCCUAUGAAGAGCUUGAAGAAGAACCUGCCAAGAAUAAAAAGGAGAAGGAGCUUAAGAAGAGACGAGAACUACUUAAAUUAGUGAAGUUUUCAAAGUUGACACUGGAACAAAAGGAACUUUGCCGUUGUAGACUGAAAUUAUUAACCUACUUAGAUCGGCUUGCAACAUACGAGGCCAUCCUGGGAGUGCCCCAUUCAUCUGAACAGAGAUAUGAUGCUGAGUUCUUUAAGAAGUUCAGAAAUCAGAAUAUUGUUCUCUCAGCAAGAACAUAUGCUCGGGAGAGCAAUGUGCAGGCUGUAGAAAUUCUGUUUACUUACCAUGGAUCUGACCUGCUUCCUCAUCGUCUUGCCAUUCUCUCCAACUUCCCAGAGACCACCUCACCACAUGAAUAUUCUGUUUUGCUCCCUGAAGCUUGUUACAAUGGUGAUUCCUUGGCGAUCAUUCCAUGGCAUGAACGCAAACACCGUGAUGAAGAUUGGUGUGAGGAGUUGGAGUGCAGAAUGGUGGUCGAGCCGAGUCUCUCUGAUGAAAGUGAAUUCUUGUACACUGCCCAGCCAGAGUUGCUGAGGUUCAGGACCCCGAAGCUUGCAGUAGAGCUGGUUAUAAACUGGUACCAGACCAGAGCAGAGGAAAUAGAGCACUAUGCCGGACAGGUUGACUGUGCAUUGUCACUUAUUCGACUUGGAAUGGAGAGGCAUAUUCCUGGCUUGCUGGUUCUAUGUGAUAAUUUGGUUACUCUGGAAGCAUUGGUUUAUGAAGCAGGGUGUGAUUUAACCCUAACCUUGAAAGAACUCCAACAGAUGAAAGACAUCGAGAAACUAAGAUUAUUGAUGAACACUUGUUCUGAGGACAAAUACGUGACAAGUGCCUACCAAUGGAUGGUCCCCUUUCUUCAUCGUUGCGAGAAACAGUCUCCUGGUGUGGCUAAUGAACUAUUAAAAGAAUAUUUAGUAACUUUAGCUAAGGAGGACUUGAAGAAUCCUCUGAAAAUAUUUCAACAUUCCAAACCAGAUUUGCACCAAAGAAUUAUUCCUGACAACGACCAAUUGAUGGCAGUAGCAUUAGAGUGCAUCUAUAGCUGUGAACGAAAUGACCAGCUGUCUCUCUGCUAUGACAUCCUUGAAUGUUUGCCUCAGAGAGGAUAUGGUAACAAGACCGAGGUAACCACAGUGCUACAUGACAUGGUAGACCAGCUGGAGCAGAUUCUCAGUGUGUCAGAGCUUCUGGAGAAACAUGGAGUUGAGAAACCGAUUUCGUUUGUUAAGAACACUCAGUCUAGCUCAGAAGAGGCACGCAAGCUGAUGGUUCGACUUACCAGGCACACUGGUCGGAAGCAGCCUCCUGUCAGUGAGUCACAUUGGAGAAUGCUGCUGCAAGACAUGUUAGCGAUGCAACAGAAUGUGUACACCUGCUUAGAUGUGGAUGCUUGCUAUGAGAUCUUUACAGAAAGCCUUCUUUGUUCCAGUCGCCUUGAAAAUAUCCACCUGGCUGGACAGAUGAUGCACUGCAGUGAUGGUUCAAUAAAUCCUCCUCCUAGUGGAGUCCAUAAAGGGAAAACCCAGUACAGGGUCAGUUACGAAAAGAGUAUCGACUUAGUGUUGGCUUCCAGCAGAGAAUACUUCAAUUCGUCCACGAGCCUCACUGACAGCUGCAUGGAUCUGGCCAGGUGCUGCUUACAAUUGAUGACAGACCGACCAGCUGCCAUUCAAGAGGAACUAGAUCUUAUCCAGGCUCUUGGAUGCCUCGAAGAAUUUGGGGUAAAGAUCCUACCAUUGCAAGUGCGAUUGUGCUCUGACCGGCUUGGCCUCAUUAAGGAGUGUAUUUGCCAGUCUCCCACAUGCUACAAACAGUCUGCCAAACUUCUGGGCCUUGCUGAGUUGCUGAGGAUAGCAGGUGAAGAUGCAGAAGAAAGGCGUGGACAGGUUCUCAUCCUUCUGGUUGAUCAAGCACUUCGUUUCCAUGACUACAAAGCAGCCAAUGUGCAUUGUCAGGAACUGAUGGCCACAGGUUAUUCUAAAAGUUGGGAUGUUUGUAGCCAGUUAGGACAAUCGGAAGGUUACCAAGAUUUGGCUACUCGUCAGGAGCUCAUGGCUUUUGCUUUGACACAUUGCCCUCCUAGCAGCAUUGAACUCCUAUUGGCAGCCAGCAGCUCUCUGCAGACAGAAAUUCUAUAUCAAAGACUACAUUUCCAAAUUCACCCAGAAGGAGGGGAGAAUUCUAAUGUUGCGCCAUUAAUGUGUAAAGCUUUACAAGAGGAGGAAGGCGGUGUUGCAGGCAGCAGCUCCUCCGACCUACUCCAGUGGACGACUGCCACCACCAUGAAGGUCCUUUCCAAUACCACGACCACCACCCGCGCGGUGCUUCAGGCUGUCAGUGACGGGCAGUGGUGGAAGAAGUCUUUGACUUACCUUCGCCCUCUUCAAGGUCAGGAAUUUGGUGGAGCUUAUCAAAUUGGAACCGUAGCCAAUGAAGGUCUUGAAAAACAAGGUUGUCAUCCUUUUUAUGAAUCUCUCAUCUCCAAUCCCUUUGUCACAGAGUCUGAAGUUACCUAUGACACCUAUCAACAUGCCCCAGUAGAAAGCUUUGCAGAGGUGUUGCUGAGAACUGGAAAACUGGCAGAAACUAAAACUGAAGGAGAAGAAGUAUUUCCAACAACCGAAGUUCUCUUACAACUAGCAAGUGAUGCUUUGCCCAAUGACAUGACCUUGGCUCUCUCUUAUCUUCUUGCUUUACCACAGGUGCUAGAUGCGAAUCAGUGCUUUGAAAAGCAGUCCCACUCUGCGUUGUCUCUUCAGCUAGCAGCCUAUUACUACAGCCUACAGAUAUAUGCGCGACUGGCCCCAUGUUUCAGGGACAAGUGCCAUCCUCUCUAUAGGGCUGAUCCUAAAGAGCUAAUAAAGACAGUUACCCGGCAUGUGACUCGAUACGGCCACGAAGCCUGGCCUGAGGAUGUCCUUUCAUUGACCAAGCAGCUGCAUUACUACAACGAACGGCUUCUGGAUUUCACUCAGGCCCAGAUCCUUCAGGGCCUCCGGAAGGGUGUGGACGUGCAGCGUUUCACCGCAGACAACCAGUACAAAAGGGAAACCAUCCUCGGGCUGGCAGAAACACUUGAGGAAGAUGUCUUCAGCAUUGCUCUUUCUCUGGCACAGCGUUAUAGUGUCUCCCGCUGGGAAGUUUUUAUGACCCAUUUGGACUUCCUGUUCACCGACAGUGGUUUGUCCACAGUGGAAAUUGAAAAUCGAGCCCAAGCUCUUCAUCUCUUUGAAACCUUGAAGACUGAUCCUGAAUCCUUUUACAAACACAUGGUCAAGUAUAUUUACCCCUCAAUCGGUGGCUUUGAUCAUGAGAGGCUGCUGUAUUACUUUACUCUCCUAGAAAGUUGUGGCUGUGCAGAUCUGGGGACAUAUGUCAUUAAACCUGAAACUCAUAUUCGACUACUAAAGAAGUUUAAGGUUGUUGCAUCAGGUCUUAAUUACAAAAAGCUGACAGAUGAAAACACGGAUCCGCUUGAAGCCCUGGGGCCAGUUCUUUCAAGUCAAAAUAUCUUAUCUAUUUCCAAACUUGUGCCCAAAAUCCCCGACAAGGAUGGGCGGAUGCUUUCUCCAAGCUCACUGUACACCAUCUGGUUACAGAAGUUGUUCUGGAGUGGCGACCCUCACCUCAUUAAACAAGUCCCUGCGUCUUCACCAGAAUGGCUUCACGCCUAUGAUGUCUGCACGAAAUACUUGGAUCGCCUCCACCCCAGUGACCUCAUCACUGUUUUGGAUGCAAUUACAUUUUCUCCAGAAGCUGUGACUAAGCUGUCAGUUGAGGUACGAAAAGAAAUAACGGAAAAGGCUAUUAAGACAGUCAAACAUUUUAUUGAGAAGCCAAGGAAAAGAAAUGCAGAAGAUGACUUUCAAGAAACUAGUGAUGCUAAAGUCACUUAUGCAGAUACCCUGAUGCAUCUGGAGAAAUCGCUCGCUCACCUGGAAACCCUCCACCACAGCUUCAUCCUUUCUCUGAAGAACAGUGAGCAGGAAAUUCUGAGGAAAUACUGUGACCUCUAUGAUCUGUCUCGAUCAGAGCAAGGGAAACUUCACGAUCAGGCAGUGGCCAUGUGUUUGGACGGCCAGCCUCUUCAAAUGAUUCAGCAGCUGCUGGAGGUGGCUGUGGGCCCGCUUGACAUCUCACCCAAGGAUGUCGUACGUGGUGCAAUCACAAAAAUAAUUUCUGCAUUAAGUGGGGAUAGUGCUGAGCUUGGCAAGCCAGGAGACCCUCUUCAGGUCCUGGAAGGUGUGGUUGCUUCUGUGCAUGCCAGCGUGGACAAAGGGGAAGGACUGGUUUCUUCUGAGGACCUGCUUGAGUGGCUGCGGCCUUUCUGUGCCAAUGAUGCCUUACCCGUCAGACCCCGCGUUCACGCACUGCAGAUUCUGGGCCAGUCGUUUCACCUGACGGAGGAGGACAGCAAACUCCUGGUGUUCUUUCGAACGGAGGCCAUUCUCAAGGCCACGUGGCCCCAGAAGCGGGUUGACGUGGCUGACAUUGAAGAUGAAGAGAACCGAUACUCUCUCUUCGUGGACCUCCUGGAAUCCAGUCAUGAGGAAGCCGAAUUUCAGCACUUGGUUUUGCUCUUACAAGCGUGGCCACCAAUGAAGCAGGACUAUGUAACCAGCAUAACCCAUAAUCCAUGGGUCAGACUCACUACAGCAAUGCUAACCAGGUGUGCAGUGGAGAAGAAGGAAAGACUGGGCGAUGAAGUUUUGAAAAUCUGCCGUUCCUUAUAUAAUACCAAGCACAUGCUUCCUGCAGAGUGUGUGAAGGAGCUGAGCAAGCUGCUGCAGAGCCAGUCCCUCCUGCUCCCGUCCCUGAAGCUUCUCCUCGAGAGCCAGGACGAGAGUCUGCACACGGACGCCCUGGAGCAGAUCACCGCAGUGACCAAGGUGAACAGUUCCAACUGUGACCAAGAACUUCUUUCCCUGCUCCUGGAUGCCAAGCUGCUCGUGAAGUGUAUCUCCACCCCCUUCUACCCACAUCUCCUCCAGCACCUCUUGACAAGUCCCCAGCGGGAGCGCUGGGAUGCGGAGGGGUUGGCCAGGCUUCUGCAGGAGGCCGGCCAUGAGGCGGAAGCCGGGUCUCUCCUACUGGCCAUCAGAGGGACCCAUCGGGCCCUGAGAACUUUCAGCGUGGCCCUCAGUGCAGGACAGCACUGGGUGUGAGCGCACCGCCUCCCCCACUUUCUCCGUACAUGGUCACCACUGUUGGAGGAAGAAGCAUCCAGAGGCAACGUGUAUACCUGUAGAUAAUUCUCCAUGGAUCCCACAAAUUGCAAAUAAAGCUGUCAAUGAGGAUUCAUUUCCCCCCUCAGAGAGACUAGAUGAUGUUCUUUCUCAGUCACAAAGAGGAACUCUGCUCUUCCACUUUUAUUUAUUAAUUUUUUUUCUGAAUCAUCAUUUCUGAUUAGAACACAAUAAAAUGUCUAAAACUGCA